This is a messenger RNA of Diaporthe amygdali, 2010 nucleotides long. Its product is annotated as FAD-dependent monooxygenase DEP4. Bases 1 to 2010 code for a protein of 669 amino acids. The record is from RefSeq and is a predicted model, not a curated record. The transcript is spliced from 4 exons. Lineage: Eukaryota; Fungi; Ascomycota; Sordariomycetes; Diaporthales; Diaporthaceae.
AUGGUCACGCCCAAAACAGCAAAGAUAGACGAGGAGCAAAAAGAAGUCAUGGCGAAAAAUGAAACAGAGCAGGUAGAUGUCGUGGUAGUUGGCACUGGGUGGAACGGCCUGAUUUGUGGAAAGACGUAUUUGGACUUCGAACCAGAGGCCAACCUGAUAUUCUUAGACCAAGGCGACUCAAUCGGUGGGGUGUGGAGUGAAGAGAACAUCUACCCGACCUUGUAUGCACAAAUUCGCUAUGGCCAGUUCGAAUACUCCUUCUAUCCAAUGCGCCGCGAGGGGAUCACAGCAGACGGAUACAUAUCCGGCGGCACAAUUAACAAGUACCUCAACGACUUUGCCGAGACUUAUGGCCUGGCGCGGAGGACUCGCCUGCGCACAAAGGUAGACCAAGUCGGCCGUAUUGCGAGUCCGGGCUCAGGCGCAGCGGAGGAGGCAAAAUACGUUUGGAGACUCAGUAUUGAGGGCGGCCACGCCAUCGAGUGCAAGAAGCUCAUCUACGCCUCGGGGGCAACAUCGCACCCCGUGGUCCCCUCCUGGCCCAGCUCGGCCGGCUUCAAUGCGCCAAUCAUCCACUCGGCUGACACGGGGAAGCACCUCGACUUGAUCCGCUCUAUCAAGCACGCCACUGUAGUGGGCGCGGCUAAAUCAGCGUACGACACUGUCUUCCUGCUUCUCGAUGCCGGUGUCAAAGUCGACUGGAUUAUCCGCGAGGACGACCGCGGCUCAGGGCCUCUGGCCAUCAUGCCGCCCACCAUACUUGGCCUAGUUAACACGAUGGACUUCGUGGCGACCCGGAUGGUCAGUGUCCUGGGCGCAAGUAUCAUGGCAGCCGAUGGUGUGGGCUACCAGUUCUUCCACAAGACUCUUCUGGGUGACGCCUUGCGGAGGGCGUUUUGGAAAACCGUCAACAUCAUUGCAGAGCACCAUGCGGGUUACUCCUGGAAUGCAAACGCCAAGAAGCUGCGGCCGCUUCCGCAUGGGAAUGGCAUUUUCUGGGCCAGCUCAGGCCUCGGUGCCGCCAGCGUGCCCAACUACUGGAAGACGUUCCACUCGGGCAGCUGCACCGUCCACCGUACCGAGAUCGAGCAUCUGGGGGGCGGCAACACGAUCCGCCUGCGGAGCGGCGACGAAGUCACAACCGACUGCUUGCUUCUCUGCACCGGCUUCGACAAGUCAUACCAGCCCUUCAGGCCCGAGCUGCAACGCCAGUGCGGCCUCGCGCCCGACCCGGACCCGCUUGAGGCCGCCAGGUGGGCAAAGCUGGACGUGGCCGCCGAGAAGACGGUCGACGAGGUGUUCCCGGUGCUGCGCAGGCCCCCUCAAUCCCUGCUUCCCACUGCCUCUGACAGCAGCAUCAGAUACGGACGGGGAGGACAGACGAAGGGCAAGGACGACAGCAGGACGCUGCUGCACCAUGGGCCAAACCGGCACUACCGGCGGCUCAUCUCGCCCAGCCUCGCGAGCCAGGGCGACCGGUCCGUCAUCUUCCCCGGCUUCAUCCACUCCAUAUACACGCCCUUGGUCUCAGAGGUACAGGCACUGUGGGGUGUCGCCUUCCUGCUCGACAUGCUCGAGCUUCCGACCCGCGGCGCCAUGGAGGACGAGGUCGCGCUGUGGAACGCCUGGUCGCGCAAGCGAUAUCCCACCCAGGGCAGAAAACAUGCCUAUUCGAUUUAUGACUUCCUAUCUUACAUCGACGUCCUGCUCAAGGAUCUAGGCAUCAACACCCGGCGCAGGCUCAACCCGCUCGCCCACCUGUUCGUGCCCGCGAGGCCACGCGACUUCCGCGGCCUGCUCGAAGAGUUCCGGCGAAUGCAGGCGGGACGACUUGGUAAGAAUGGGUUCAAAAUCAAGCUGCUGCACGGUGGUGGACCCGGAGGCGGAGGAGGGCAGCACCGGACUGCUGACGUUGUGGUUGCUAAGGCCACCAGUCUGCUGGGUAUCGCGCUAAUAGCCUGGCUUGCUUACUUCUGUUUAACUUGGUCUUCAAGGGUGCUUCUCCGAUGA